Drosophila hydei is the source of this 2680-nucleotide messenger RNA. It is a transcript of the gene Pkcdelta, whose product is annotated as putative protein kinase C delta type homolog. Gene Ontology annotation, biological process: intracellular signal transduction; peptidyl-serine phosphorylation. Gene Ontology annotation, molecular function: diacylglycerol-dependent serine/threonine kinase activity; ATP binding. The transcript is spliced from 14 exons. The record is from RefSeq and is a predicted model, not a curated record. NCBI's taxonomy places the organism in Eukaryota, Metazoa, Arthropoda, Insecta, Diptera, Drosophilidae. The coding region runs from base 182 to 2218 and encodes 678 amino acids.
UAUGUACGCGAGUGUGGAUCGCAAACGGAAUUGAGGCAAUACGUAGUCUUCCAGUUACCGUCGCGUGGAGCUUUCGUUGGACUGUUGACGCGACAGCGGACACGGACGUGAAUUUGAAUCUGAAUCUGAAUCUGAUUGUGAAUGUGGACGUGGACGUUCCUUUACCGUUCUGCCCACCAAGAUGAUGUUCACCCGCGCCCAAGUGCGCAAGCAGAAGACAAACAGCGCCAACAGCAGCCAGCGUACGCGCAGCUCCGGCACCUCGUCGCGUCUCCAGGGUCAUGAUUUGCGCUAUAAGCCGAGCUCAUCCAGCAGCAGCGGCGCUGGCAGCGGACUCAGCGGGUCCAGUGCGAGCGGUGCACGCCGUGAUCGUGACCGCGAACGGGAACGUGACUGUGAUGAUCACUAUAACAAUCACUAUCAUUAUGGCAAGCAGCAUUCCUUCGAGCUACCUCGCCAGCACUCCAAAGAGGAGUCGUACAGCAGAGACAGAGACAGGGACAGGGAUAGUGGAGUGGGCGGUGGUGUUGGUGGUGCUGUUAGCUGCGGCUAUGUGGAUCGACGUACGCGACCGCGCAGCAUCACGAAUCGCCGCGGCGCCAUCAAACACCAGAAAACCCACGAUAUCAAUGGACAUCGCUUUGUGGCCAAAUUCUUUCGACAGCCCACGUUCUGUGCGUUCUGCAAUUUAUUUCUGUGGGGCUUCGGCAAGCAGGGCUACCAGUGCAUCAUUUGUCAAACCGUUGUGCACAAAAAAUGCCAUGAGAAGCUGCUCGGCAAGUGUUCCGGCUCCGUCUUCAACUCCGCCAGCACAAUCCUGCUGCGCGAACGGUUCAAGAUCGAUAUGCCGCACCGAUUCAAGCCGCAUACCUUCAUGUCGCCGACGUUCUGUGAUCAUUGCGGCUCCCUGAUGGGCGGUUUCUUCAUACAGGGCCUGAAGUGUGAAGAAUGUGACGUGAAUUGUCACAAGAAAUGUGAACGGCUCACGGCCAAUUUAUGCGGCGUCAAUCAGAAGCUCAUCGUAGAGGCGCUCAAUCACGUAAAGCGAGGCGCACGUGAGGCACGAGACUCGCCGAGCACACCGCCCAGCUGUAAUCCUGCCUAUAAGAUAGAUCCCAACGAUGAACACGAUGAAACAUCAUAUACAUAUUCACAAUUCCAAAAAUCCGGACGUUUCACCGCGCCAGCAACAGUAAUACCUAGAUUUAAGAACUAUUCGGUAGAUGAUUUUCAUUUUCUGGCCGUGCUGGGCAAGGGCAGCUUUGGCAAGGUGCUGUUAGCUGAGCUGCGUGAUACGACAUAUUACUAUGCCAUCAAAUGCCUUAAGAAGGAUGUGGUCCUUGAGGACGACGAUGUUGACUCCACGCUAAUUGAACGCAAAGUUUUGGCGCUGGGCACCAAGCAUCCGUAUCUGUGCCAUCUAUUUUGCACAUUUCAGACAGAGAGCCACUUGUUCUUUGUCAUGGAAUAUCUGAAUGGCGGAGAUCUCAUGUUUCAUAUACAGGAGAGUGGACGAUUUUCAGAGGAGCGCGCUCGUUUCUAUGGCGCUGAAAUAAUAUCAGGCCUGAAAUUUUUGCACAAGAAGGGCAUCAUAUACAGGGAUCUCAAAUUGGAUAACGUAUUGCUCGACUAUGAGGGUCAUGUGCGUAUUGCAGAUUUUGGUAUGUGUAAGUUACAAAUAUAUUUGGAUAAGACGGCCGAUAGUUUUUGCGGCACACCCGAUUAUAUGGCGCCCGAAAUCAUCAAGGGCGAAAAGUACAAUCAAAAUGUCGAUUGGUGGUCGUUCGGUGUGCUGCUCUACGAAAUGCUCAUAGGCCAAUCGCCAUUCAGUGGCUGCGAUGAGGACGAAUUGUUCUGGUCCAUAUGCAAUGAAAUUCCAUGGUUUCCGGUCUAUAUAUCAGCCGAGGCAACGGGCAUACUUAAGGGCCUGCUGGAGAAGGACUAUACGAAACGUAUUGGGUCACAGUAUAGUCCAGCUGGUGAUAUAGCAGAUCAUUUAUUCUUCAGGCCCAUCGACUGGAAUCUACUAGAAAAGCGGCAAAUUGAGCCGCCAUUCAAGCCCCAAGUGAAACAUCCGCUGGAUACGCAAUAUUUCGAUCGGGUAUUUACCAGAGAACGUGUUCGUCUAACGCCCAUCGAUAAGGAAAUACUCGCGUCCAUGGAUCAGAAACAAUUUCACGGCUUUACCUACACAAAUCCGCACAUCACCUUGGACUAGAUGCCCAAGUAUAGAUAUUUGUAGUCAAUGUGCUGGCCAUAGACCGUAUAUAUUUAGAAUAUUUAUUUUGUAAUAUUAACUAUUUAAAUUCAGGAACCUAACCGCCAAGGCCAUAUCCCGAAAAUUACUUCAUAGAGCAACAGUAUUUGUAUAUGUAUGUAUAUAUAUCUAUUAUAUGAUUUAUUCACUAUGUUUUUCUCUAAGUGUAAAAAAUUAUUUUCUAUUUUUUUUUUUUUUUUUUUUUUGUAUAUGCGUUUGCAUAUAAAUAUGCGCAUUAAUAGGGUUACUUAAAUGUAUCAAUGUGCAGAUUCCUAGCUAAGUAAAGCUGAGCCAACUAUCGUCCCAGAUCGAACUAUACAUACAUAUGUAUAUGGAAAUCUGAGUUGAUUUUGGCCAUUGCAGUUACAAAGUUACGAAUACGUUUAUUAUGAUAGUCACUUAGCGGUAAAUAAACAUACAUAU